AUGGAAAAUCCAAUUAACUCAUUUCAAAGCCUAGCAGCUGUUCAACUGCAACAGCAACAAGGACCACAAGAAAAACAAUUUCAACCGUACAGACACAUCCAGCAACGAGCUGUUAUGGAUGGGGAAAUAAACGACGCGGAUUCUCCUUCUCAACAGUCCGAUAACUUCAAGGAAAAUGACAUUUCACUAAUGGGCGGCAAUUCAACUUCAAAGACAGAAAGUUUGAGCUCUAGCGCUCCCAAACACUGCCAAGACGAACAACAUCUCUGCCGGAUAACGGCAGAGAUGUCCAUCGACGCUGUCUCUGCGAGUCAGUUGGAAACUCGAGCCCCAGUGGAGCCUAAACCUGGGUCUAAAGUGAACAACAAGGGCAAGAAAUUCUCGCAUGUGGUCAAGCCGGUUUCAUUCAGGGCCCCACGACAGCAGUCUGUUUACCAAAAAAGGGUAACAUACAAGCCCAAUAAAAGCUUCAUUUCAAACAAAAGCACAAACUCCGUUGAUGAACCUCUUCCCGUUGCCAAUAAAAACCCACAGCCGCAAGUGUCGGUGCCCAAUACUUUUAAAUACAAGUCCCACCCUAAUGCCAAGUCCAAGGAAUUGGGAAGCACUGCUCUUCAUAGCAGUGCCAGUGCCGAUAUCAAGGUCCCGAACCGCAACAACGGCCACUAUUCGCCAGAUCUGUUGCAAUCAGUUGCUGAUCAUCAUCAUCCAGUAAACGAAGAUGACCAGGGCCAAAAGACAUCUGGCUUGGACCGCUCCCUCAAUUUUUCCAAUUCCCAAACGAACAAUAAUACUCCCGACUGGAUGCCCGAAGAGUUGGAGGAGAAAUGGCCCACAACAAACAUUCUAGAAGAAGGAGACUUGUCAAACUUGGUUAAAAGCCACCAAAAUUCACAACGUGCCAGCAUGCAGCAGGAUAUGCAACAACAAAGAAGGAUCUCGCUUGGGAAAAGAAGCUUGCAGUUGAUGGAAAUGAAUCCGUUCAACCACUCCAACAACACCAUGAUUCACAAUUCAGAUAUUGUCUUGAACGACAAUUUCCCCUGGAAAUCCCAACAUGAAAGUCCCGCUUCCAAGAAUUUACGCCAGAUUUUCCAAGAUUCAUCACUAAAGGAAGUAUCGGCAUCUUCAAUCAUUUCGACACCGAUGGGAACGUUUAGAAGCCGAAACAAAUCGGAGAACAAUCACAACACCACCACCAACAACAACAACAACCACCACCACAACCAUAAUAAAGAACACGACUCCACAGCAUCUCCACUCGCGAAAUCCCCAUUGAAACUAUUUGGCGAUAACUAUGACACCUUCACCAAGCAAAAGCUCAACUGCCUACUUCAAAAUGUAAAUUCCAAAUCUAAUAAGAAUACACCUGCUCAACAUGCAGACGGUGACAAGAGCAAUAAGGAGCCGACUGCCUCGCACUUUUUGAACGAGCUCACCAAGCCUCCCUUGGGACCUAAUUUCCAAAUACUCAAUGAACCAAAAACCAAAAACAUAAAGGACUUUACAAGGACAAAAUCAUACACAAACAAGUCGUACAUUGAGAAUGCCAACAAUGUGUUUUACAAUUUGAAAAAGAGAGGCUUUCGUAAUGGAGACACCAACAGUAGAAUCCCUUCGCAAAGCACAGCUACUUCGACUCCCAAAAAGAUACUAGAGACUCAAGAUGUUCCCGAGAAUGAUUUUGCAUCGUUCACGACUGGGUACAGCUCCGACGAUCAAAGCGAGCCGGGCAAGUUGGUGGUGCCCGAGGAGGGCAACUCUUCCAAGGACUAUACUGCAAUGACGAGGGAAAGCUUUGAGUCGACGUCCAACCCCAACUACCCUGGCGACGCGAGAAGCUCUCAGUUCGGUCCCGGGCAGAUGCACAAGGUUCCACCUGAACAAGAACAUUUGCAAGAACAAAAGGAAACUUUCACCGAGGACAGUUUUACCGAUUCCGAAGGCGAAACUGUGCAAGAGCAAUUCCCACCGCAAGCUUCAGUGCCGUUAUCAUCACCACCAUUGCAACCACCAACACGACCAUCACCACCACUACCAUCACCACCACUACCAUCACCACCACCACCACCACAGCCUAUGCAAAGUCAGUCGCCGAUAGGAGCCAAAAGUUUCUUGGAAAAGGUCGAGUCGGACUCUGCGGAGAACCUGCUUCUUGACGAAAGUCGUGCUUCGCCACCACCUCCCUUGAGAUGGAAAACAAGGUCGCAGCUCAAGCUCUACACGACGUCUCCCGUUCGUUUAGGGAGAGUAUUGCCUGGAGCAGAUUUACCACUCGAGUGUGGAAACAUGGUUUUCAAUGAGAGUACUGGCAAAUGGAGCAGCAAAGAAGCAAAAGACCAAAACGAAACUUUAAACAAUAUUGAAGACUUGGUGGAAACCACUCACGUUGUUGAGUCAGCAGGCAUCUUACGCAAAGAUCAUGGACCUAAACGCAAUGCCAAUGCCAAUUUGGAAGUGUCAUUCUACGAACCAACGCCAUCCUCGUUGUCGAACGCGAGCCGGGAAGGUUCGUUUAGCGAAAUCACUAGAUUGUCGCAGAUGGUGGACGUGUCUUUUUCCGAGUCUAAGAAGCAUUUGAUAUCUGUGAUUACAGAUAUUCUCGACGUGGGGUCCGACCAAGACUGGAGAAAAACUAAAACAAUUGACUUGUCAUCGUCCAAUCUCAAAAACGUCAAAGGUCUUGACUCUAUUUUAACUUCGCUUACAAAGGUAAACUUGUCAAACAAUGAACUAAGGUACUUGGCAGGACUCUCGUCGGGACGCCUCUUUGAGUUGAAUUUGGCUGCGAACGCGAUUGAAGAUAAAACGGCAUUUACACAGCUUUCAAACUUGCAUGUACUUAACUUGGACAGCAAUAGGCUCACUUCCACGGCAAACAUAUCGCACUGCUUGCACCUUUCAACGCUCACGUUAACUCGCAACGCCAUCAGGGACAUUUCCGGUUUAUCUGGCUUGCCGAAUUUGACCACGCUAGACAUUUCCAAUAACCAACUCCACGGCAAAGUCGAUUUUUCUACCUUCGAGUGCGAGAGGCUAGAGCUGUUGAACUUAUCAAGCAACGAAAUAACACUGGUGACUGGAAUCGGCAGGUUCCCCAAUUUGAAAAUGCUCGAUUUGUCAGAAAACUUUUUGCAGCUGUUUGAAUGUUUAAAUACCGCGAUCCGCAGAUUGGAAGUCAACUGCAACAAGUUGACCGCGUUGGAUCUUUCACAGAUCAAACAGUUGCGGUGCGUCAAGUUUGAUGGAAACGACAUUGCGUCGUUUCGCAUUUCCAGUCGCAACUUUCUUGAAAAAGUGUCGAUGAAAUCUCAACCUCACAUGGCGUCACUCAGUGGUCAAAUGUUUCGGCAUCUCGGUGACGUCCGAAAGCUCGACAUUUCUGGUAAUCUGUACCCUUUAUUUUGCCAGCUGUUUCAAUUCGUGAGCGAGCUUUCAAUGACUGCAAUGAAUCUCGCCACGUUGCCUUUAAAUUUUUGCUCAACUUUCCCUAAUGUGCAAGACUUGGUGCUCAAUUUCAAUCUGUUGGAAUCGUUGGCACCAUUGUCAGAGGCCAAGCAUUUGCGGCUGCUAUCGCUUGUCAAUAACAGAAUUGCCGACUUUAAAAAGUUGGCUGCUUCUCUCAAGAACUCGAGACAUUCCAUAACCAAACUAGAUUUGAGACUUAACCCAGUCACUGCAGGCAUGUACCCUUAUUUGUUUGUUGCUGAUAGCAUGGAAGAUAUGAUUAUAAAUCUAGAAGCCGUGGAGGACAUUGUUACGUUCAACAACCGGUUGGACGAGUUGGACCAAACUGGGGAGUGGCAGGAGAGAAAUGACUUGCACGAACUUCCAGAGUCAGAAAUUGCCCCUAGAAGACGGUAUGCUUGCGUCUCGCAGUUGUAUUUCAAUAAUUUGCGAUACUUGGAUGGUAUUGUUGUGAACAACAACACGCGGAACGCUGCAUAUCAAGAGUUUGAGUCGUUAUUUUCCUCCCCACAGUACAGCAAAGCUCGACCCGACCGUGAUUAG
Lodderomyces beijingensis is the source of this 4011-nucleotide messenger RNA. The record is from the annotation of a GenBank genome assembly. Lineage: Eukaryota; Fungi; Ascomycota; Pichiomycetes; Serinales; Debaryomycetaceae.